Messenger RNA from Theileria orientalis strain Shintoku, 1206 nucleotides. RefSeq lists its product as uncharacterized. NCBI's taxonomy places the organism in Eukaryota, Apicomplexa, Aconoidasida, Piroplasmida, Theileriidae. Gene Ontology annotation, biological process: maturation of LSU-rRNA; rRNA base methylation. Gene Ontology annotation, cellular component: nucleolus. The coding region runs from base 1 to 1206 and encodes 401 amino acids. The record is from RefSeq and is a predicted model, not a curated record. The transcript is spliced from 6 exons. Gene Ontology annotation, molecular function: rRNA (cytosine-C5-)-methyltransferase activity.
AUGUUAGGGUUAAACAGUACUAGGGCUAGGCACCUCGAAAAUAGUCUUUCUCAAUACUUCAAAAUAAAUUCGGCCACCCUCGGAAUCUCAACCUUCUUGAAAUUCUAUUUCCUGGCAAACAAAGUCUCCACAAACAACAGAGCAUGGAUUUCUCAUCAUUUUAGGGAGGUUUUGCGCUGGAAGCUGCUGAUUGAGCACACCAGCUCGAAGCCUUUAACCUGGACUUCCAUGAUGAAGAACUAUUUGAUGGGUGAUAGGUGGAGGUUAAUGUCGAAUAAUAAGAUGCUAUCUCCACACAUCAGAUGUUCAUUCCCGGAAGACCUGUUUAGUUUGAUAGAAGAUGAAUAUGGGCUUGAAAAGGCGAUGGAAAUUUGCAAUGUGUUGAACGAGGAGCCAGUUAGUUAUCUGAGAGUCAACACUUUGAAAAUUUCAAGAGAUAAGGCAUAUAAAUUCUUGCUUCAUAAGGAAGCACUAAAUACACCGUUUGUUCCAGCCAAUUUACACAUAACAUGUGCUUCAGGUGUGCCCGUUGAAAAGUGUUUUUUUUCAAACUCUGGCCUAUUCGUUACAGAUAAAAGGAAGUUGCUUGAAUGUCCGGAAUAUAAAAACGGGAUUGUGGAAAUUCAAGAUGAGUCAAGCCAGCUGAUAGGGCAGAACAUACAUUGUAAAGAAGGACAACACGUGCUUGAUUUUUGCUGCGGGACUGGUGGAAAAUCACUCGUAAUUGGCCCAAAGCUCGCAAACAAGGGGAGAAUAUACCUACAUGACAUUAAUGAUAAUUAUUUGUUGAAGGCAAAAAAAAGAAUGUUCAAAGCCGGAAUUAGAAAUUACUAUAUAAUUGAUAGGAACUUGGAGGACUUUAAAAAGUUUUAUGGAAAGAUGGAUUAUGUUAUUGUGGAUGUGCCGUGCUCGGGGGUGGGAGCUUACAGAAGUAACCCCGACAGGAAAUGGAGCUUCAGAACAGACCAAUUGACUAAAUUGAUUAUGAACCAGAGGUCGAUUGUGGAGCAGUCGAUACCCUUUUUGAAAAAGGAUGGGAAGCUCGUGUACAUCACCUGUAGCAUUUUUAAACGGGAGAAUAACUUACAGGUGGAUUUCUUCUCAAAAAAGUUUAAUUUGGCUGUUGAGCAGCAAACACUACAACUCCCCGAAUCUAGGGGAAUGAACGGGUACUAUAUGGCCACUUUAGUUAACAAUUCCCUUUAA